Messenger RNA from Onychostoma macrolepis, 3455 nucleotides. RefSeq names its product regulator of G-protein signaling 22. Gene Ontology annotation, molecular function: G-protein alpha-subunit binding. Gene Ontology annotation, biological process: regulation of signal transduction. The record is from RefSeq and is a predicted model, not a curated record. Lineage: Eukaryota; Metazoa; Chordata; Actinopteri; Cypriniformes; Cyprinidae.
GUUAGGGUUUAGUUUAGGGUUACUUGCAUGUAAUUAUGCAUAAUGUAUUGUUAUAAUAAUAAGUACAUGUGACGUGUAACAAGGACACCUUAAAAUAAAGUGUUACCUAAUCCAGAUUACAUGUAACGAGUUACUGCCCAGCUCUGCUCGUGUGCGGCGUGUUUAUUAUCACGUGAGAUCAGCGGAGAGUCGCGUGGCGUCGCGUCGCGUCGCGUGGUGUCGCGUCUGGAGUUUGGUCUCCAUGGCAACGCGAUCAGACGCGCGCGCGGGGAAAGUUUCGCUCGGGAUUCUUCAGCGGAGCUUUGAUCUUUAAUCUCUGAUGUUUGAUCCGAGCUCUUGAGAAUGUUUCCCGAUUUACCCGAAAUAACGAGCGAGAACUUUGAGCGGAGUCUCUCUGAUCAGAUCUUCGCGGAGUUCUUCAAUGAUUUCCUGCAGCUUCCGGUGUUUGUCGUGCCGCUGAGGUAUGAUGGGAUCUCUGCCGGCUUUGAGCUGCUGGAUCACAGCGCUGUACAUCUCUCCCGUCGGAUCAGAACCGCUCUACACAAGAUCCGGUCCAGAUCUCUGUCUGACCCGAGCUGGAUCCCAGCAGAACCCGUGACGGACAACAGCUACAGCGUCACUCGUCUGCACCGAGAUCAGAGCGUCCAGUGGCUAAAGAGAGAACGCCUGCCGUUUUUCCUGCAGAGUGACUGUUAUUUUGAGUUCAGGUUGGCUAAAUGUCUGUCUCAUCUCAGCGGCGGCGCUUCUUCCUCUCAGACGUGUGAUGAGUGCCGUCUUCUGUCUGCGCAGCCGCUGUGCAGUUUUUCAGAGAAGGUGAACAGCAGCUUCAGCUCUCCAAACACUGACCGAUCAGAGCCGGCCGACUGCAGCACUGCACACGGUGGAGCAGGAGGUUUGACGGCGGGAUGCAGAGCCAGACGGCGCUUUCUGGACUUCAAGAGGUCUCUGGUCGGCGGGCCGGGAGAGAAUAUUCUACAUCUGUGGAUGGAUAUCGAACGACUGAAGACACUCAGCGCAAAGACUAAGAGCAGGUAUUUAGGGUGGAUGAAGGGUCAGUAUGUGGUCAGCAGCAGCGCAGCGGCUCUGAGUGAACAGCUGCUCUCUAGACUGGGAUUAAACAGCACCACCUGCUGGAGAGAGGAGCGACUGCGAGACGUUCAGCCCUGUCUGACAGAGAUCCUGCUGCUGUACUGGGGUCAGCGUUUCUGCUUGUUUCCGUCGGAUCAGUGGCAGAUAUGUGAGCAUGAGUUGAGUUCUUCUGUUUACACUGAGCUCUGCAUCUUCUACCAGCCUGUGUGUGUGUCUGCCUCCGUCUGCGCAGACACUGAACCGCAGCCCGUCUGCACCUGCAGUGAUAUGAAAGUUGAGCUGGACGGCAGUGAGAUUCAGACUCUACUGGAGGUUCUUCACACUGAAUCCAGAUCUGGUUUCUUUUUCACUCAUUUUUGUCAGAAUUCAGGGCAGCAGUUGUGGGAAAAUGCUGUGUAUUUCUGCUUAGAACUGCUUCAGUACCACCAGCUCUUCUGCCAGAGCAGAUUUGAUCCGUACAGAGUGCAACGCACGGCUCAGCUCCUGUAUGCCUCGUACCUGAGCAGCGGCGCUCAGAUGAGUGUGGACGUGAACGAGGAGGACAGGAGAACCGUUCUGCUGCGUCUGAGUCCCCCGUUUGAGGAUCUGUUUGACCGGGCAGAAGAACAUGCUCUGAGUGUCCUGCUGGAGGCCUGGACGCUGUUAUCAGAGAAACUCAGAGACGCACCGCACACUGUGGCGCAGUGGCAGGAGGUGCGUUACGCCGAGGCCGAGCUCUUCCAGACGCUGCAGACUCUCUACACACACACGCAGAGCAGACCACAGCAGCAGGAGCGCAGGACUGCAGCCGCACCAGCAGAGGGCAGCAGAGCGCCGGAUCUCUGGUCAAAGGUUCCGCGAGAGUUCCGCGGGUUCCGUCUGGAUUCUCUGCUGCGGAACCGCAAGGAACUGCAGCACUUCCUGUCCUUCCUGGAGCAGAACUCGGCCAGUCUGGAGCUGCAGUGCUGGCUGGAUGUGGAGCAGCUGAAGAAGAGUGAUGGAGCGCAGCUGGAGGAGAGAAACACCAGCAUCAGAGACAAAUAUCUCAGCAGCAGCUUCCUGUUUGGACCUGGAAGUCCAGCCUCUGAAGAGCAGCAGAUGAGGUUGCUGCAGAUGUGCGGUGGGUGGCAGCGUCUCCAGCGUGAGUCCGUCUCUCUGUCCGUUCUCACUGAGCUUCAGUCUCUGCUUCACAAUCGUCUGGAGACUCGAUGGCUGCCGCUGUUUCUCUCGAGCUCACACUUCAUCACACGUCAGCAGCAGAAGGUGACGGACGUGGAGUGUGAGCGGCAGCCGGUCGUCCGUCAGCGCAGGAGGAGAUCCGUGUGGAAGGUGUCUGGCGGUCUGAUGAGUUGGUCUCAGGAGUCGGUGGCUCUGCGCAGGGCUCUGUCGAAUCCCGUCACCCGUCUGCAGUUCCAGAAGUUUCUGUCUGUCCGUGAUGAUCUGCUGGAGAACGAUCUGCUCUUCUGGCUGGAGGUUCAGAGGUACAAGGAUCUGUGUCACUCCCGCUGUGAUGACGUGACGCUCCAGAGGAAGGUGUCCAUCAUCAUCAGCUGCUUCAUCAGCUGCUCUGUUCCUCCGGCGCUGCAGAUCCACGUUCCUCCAGACGCGGCGCAGCGGGUCCUGAGUCAGCAGCGAGCGCUCGGCCCGUACGUCUUCAGAGAGACGCAGGCGUGUGUGUUCGACGAGCUGCUCAAGCACUGGCCGGAUUUCGUGGCGCUGCGCUCCGCCGUCGGGGAGAACGAGCUUCAGCGAGUGCUGGAGAGAGAGACACGCAGCAGCAGAGCCACCGAAGACGACGACCGCAGCGCUCAGCAGGAGGAGGACGAGGCUCAUGCCGCCGCUGAUGAAGAGCAGCUGAACUGUGGGACGGACGGCGCAGGAGCGGCCACAUUUAAGAUCUCCUGGUCGUACGCCGAACACAUGGCGGCACUGGAACACGAGAAAACACCAGAGAACAGCGCAGACGUGACGUCAUCUUCAUCCUCCACGACAGGUCAACGAGCACACGCACACACGCACAAACACGGGACAGACGCGCGUCUGAUCAGAGGAAGAAUCAGAAAGAACUGAAGAGCUCGAGGGCAGAGCCGGAGCCGGAGCCGGACGUCAUGACGCACUGAACAGCUUUAGCAAAUCUUAUAUUUUAUUAACAAAACAAAAAACAGAUUCAUUAUAUAGUGACACUCAUUUUUCAUUAGACAUGAAUACAGGAGCAAAUUAAAUAAAAACAUUAAAUCAUCUUUCUUGCAUUGCUUAUAAAAAUACAAAACGAAAGGCCUUUUGGUUUAAAGCAUCACAUUAUACAGAAGCAGCCGAUCAAUGUAGUGACGUCCCUCCACGGUAAUGAAGUGUUUGACUCUCGUUAAAUAACAAACAUGAAGACGGAG